AUGUCGUACGAUUUCGCAGCUAAACUACUGUUCGCUUACGCCCUCCAUGCCGCUCAAGCGAAACGUAUGAUCCUCAACAGUACCGUAAUCACACCACAAGCGUAUCUAAUCAGAAAUUGGCAAGAAAUAUUCCAUCAACAUGAACUUAUUACUCUAACACUCAAGAGCGUCAUUAAAAUGGUUGGCAUACCAAUAGUGUGUUCCAUACUUUUCCAUUUUACUAUCAUCAUCUCUGAGGUUUUCUAUACGUACACCUCCUUCGUUCAAGAUCUGAGGAAUGGGGAAGAAAUCAUAUUAUCAAAGUAUUUCAGCUGCUUACUGUUUGCGCUUUUUGAGGCCAUUCAAUUUUACUACAUCGUAGCGGCUUGUGCCGACGUUACCGAGCAGGCCGAGAAAACAGGAACACUUCUGAAUGAGUUCCUGCAAACCGACAUCGGAUCCAGUGUGGAACGAAGCAUAGAGCUAUUUAGCAUCGAAUUGUUACACCAGGACUUCAAGAUCAACAACCUAGGUCUAUACAAUAUUGAUUUCACCUUGAUGUUUGCGAUGAUUGCAACCAACACUAGCUACCUUAUAAUGCUGGUACAAUUCCAGCUGGCCGAGAACUAAUCAAAUCACUGUAAAUGUUACACAAGGCAGGCUUUCGGAUGCUCUAAUACCAUCAAUAGCACAAA
Molecule: messenger RNA, 674 nt
Organism: Anopheles aquasalis
Lineage: Eukaryota; Metazoa; Arthropoda; Insecta; Diptera; Culicidae
Product: putative gustatory receptor 28b
Biological process (GO): sensory perception of taste; chemosensory behavior; male courtship behavior
Cellular component (GO): axon; neuronal cell body; membrane
Source: RefSeq, a predicted model, not a curated record